GCAGCGGAGCGAGAGGCGCCUCAGAGCUGCGUGUCCGCCCGCCCCGAGCCCGCCCCUGCGCCCCGCCCCGCCGCUCCACUUCGCUCCGCAGAGGGCUGGUCCUGCAGCGCCCGGGGGACGGUAACCAUGAGUGACCGAAAGGCUGUGAUCAAGAAUGCGGACAUGUCAGAAGAGAUGCAGCAAGAUGCUGUGGAGUGUGCUACACAGGCUCUCGAGAAAUACAACAUUGAGAAAGACAUCGCAGCUCAUAUAAAGAAGGAGUUUGACAAGAAAUAUAAUCCCACUUGGCACUGCAUUGUGGGAAGGAACUUUGGAAGCUACGUGACUCACGAGACAAAGCACUUCAUCUACUUCUACCUCGGCCAAGUUGCUAUUCUUCUCUUCAAGUCUGGUUAGAACCAUGGACUGUUACUGAAACUUGCAUCUGGUUACAGGACUGUAUGCUGACCCUUAUCACACUCAUAACUUCAGCUUUCCUGAGGACGCAGACCUUGAUCUUCAAGGGUAAUGUCAGGGAUUUUGCUGUAGCAGUUGGAGUUUCAUUGUGGCUAUAAAGAUGAAAAAUACCAAAAAGGUCUUCCUUGUAUUUAUUUUAUUUCAAAAGCUGUCCUCUUUGCUAGUAGAGCUGUUGGGGCAGUUUGGCCUUUAAGAAUUUUACAGGCAUCUGUUGUUCUGCCCUGUUAGUGCCUGUGCUAUGUAAGUACUGACAGUGUGUACUACUUCCUGUUUCCGAUUGGUCUUUAUUUUUCUUAUGUUUUUUUUCCUUUGUUAUAUAUACUCCAAGGUACAGGAAUAUUGUGUUGCAAACCUUGAGCUGUUUCUUUUCCUGUUGCUGUCUCGUGGUGAAUCACCUUGGAAAAUAAACUACACGGUUUACCUGA
This is a messenger RNA of Rhea pennata, 881 nucleotides long. Its product is annotated as dynein light chain 1, cytoplasmic-like. The record is from RefSeq and is a predicted model, not a curated record. Gene Ontology annotation, biological process: motile cilium assembly; intraciliary retrograde transport. Gene Ontology annotation, molecular function: dynein intermediate chain binding. NCBI's taxonomy places the organism in Eukaryota, Metazoa, Chordata, Aves, Rheiformes, Rheidae. The transcript is spliced from 3 exons. Gene Ontology annotation, cellular component: cytoplasmic dynein complex. The coding region runs from base 127 to 396 and encodes 89 amino acids.